ACACGGGCAGGGGCCGGGCGCUGGUUGGACGCCGGGCGGAGGACGCGGGCACGGCGCUCGGGCGGCAGCGAUGGCGGAUCCGGCGCUGUCGCGGGUGCCGGACGUGCAGAUCGAUGGCGACGGUGUCUUCAAGUACGUGCUGGUGCGGGUGCGCGGGGCUGGCGCGCCCCCCAAGGACGUCGUGCGAGGCCACAGCUGGGCCGAGUACCACGCCGACCUGUUCGAGCGCACCGCGGAGGAGCUGGCGCGGCACGGCCUGAGCUGCGAGUGCCUGGGCGGCGGCCGCCUGUCGCACCGCCCUGAAGAGAGGAAGAUCCACGUCUACGGGUACUCGGUGGGCUUUGGACGAGCUGACCACGCUGUGACCACAGAGAAGCUGAAGGCAGAGUAUCCCGACUAUGAGAUUACCUGGGCAGAUGAAGGGUACUGACUCCUCUGUCUGUGGUGCCAGCCCAGAACUGGCACAGCUGUAUGCAGCACCGGGCGGUGGCAGCAGGCUCCCCAUGCUCGGCCGUGCUCCAGGCUCUCCUGAUUUUCCUUUGUGUUGAACUUGCCCAUUCUCCGCUAUCACCGGACUGUCCCCAUGCCAGGUGCUCCCACCUCCCUGCCGUGGCAAAGCUGGUGAAGCCAGUGGUUGCUCUGCCCCAGCCCCCUGGCGCCAGGGGCUCAUCCACGUGUAUCUGUGAGAAUUAAAGUCGUUGGAGGAGCACAGCUGCUCUGGUGGCCA
This is a messenger RNA of Camarhynchus parvulus, 727 nucleotides long. RefSeq names its product phosphohistidine phosphatase 1 (gene PHPT1). Lineage: Eukaryota; Metazoa; Chordata; Aves; Passeriformes; Thraupidae. Gene Ontology annotation, molecular function: protein histidine phosphatase activity. The coding region runs from base 71 to 430 and encodes 119 amino acids. Gene Ontology annotation, biological process: peptidyl-histidine dephosphorylation. The transcript has 3 exons. Gene Ontology annotation, cellular component: cytosol. The record is from RefSeq and is a predicted model, not a curated record.